CCGAGAAAUGGAAAAUAAUGCUCAUACGAAUGCAAAAGCAGAAGAAAAGCGACAGUCUAGAAGAGACAAAAAGCCUGAAAUUUCAGAGGAUAACAAUUGUUCAGCCUCAGAAAGCUUAUCAGUCGAGGAAUUAGUCCAAGAGAUUGCAUCCAAAUUCAAUUCAUUACAUAAUUCUCAGCAUGUCACGCCUGAUUAUUGCAUAUUCAGAAUUCCUGGUAAAAUUUCCGAAGAAAAUUCGGCUCCCUAUCGUUACCGUUACGCCUUUAUCGGCCCUCUCGUCUACUCCUCCUAUCUUUCAGCCCACCGUGAAGAAGAAAAACAGAGAUACCUGGCUGCCUUUCUCCUCCGUGCUCAACCCAACACUAGCUUGAUCGAUUUUAUCACAUUGAUUAAAGGGUCUUUAGCAAAGAUCCGAGGGUGUUACGAAAAUUUGUAUUACAGGAAUUGGGAUGAUUCAUUUAAAAGACCACGGCAAUACAAACGAGCCUGUACUGAAUCAGAUCCCUUGUUGCUCAUCAGAACGAUUUUAGUCGACGCUGGUUUCAUCCUUGAACUCUUGUUGAGAGCUUCUUGUAAGGAACGGAGAGUUGAAAAUGAUCUCAUCUUCGCCAAGUCGGGGACGAUCCAUGAUCUUUGCUUGAACAGCACCUUCCUUUUUUUCUUCUUAGGGACAUGUAUGAACUUGCCUUCGCCGGAAAUCCCGAUUACCAUUCCUUUCUUCAUCUUACUUGUCACUUCUUUAGCCAUUAUUACAACCAAAGCAUACCCAUUGAUGGUGUUCUAUCACCAAACAAUCCCCAUACUUCCGAAUAUAGAUCCAAGCUGGAGGAUGCUAAGCAUUUCACUGAUUUGAUAAGAACAUUUCAACAACCAUAUCCAUUUCAGAAGCAUCAGCAUCGCGGCAACAAUAAUGAAGAUCAUCAAUCCCACAUUCUAAGAGUGAAAAAACACUUGCAAUUGAUAUCAUCCGAAAAGCCCGAACCCGAAGUAAUCCUAGAGGAAGGAAAGCUACAGCAGCAGCAAGGCGAGUAUUUAUACAGUGCAGUCCUACUACGUGAAGCAGGAGUCAAAUUCAAAGUGAGCUUAAGCACAUGCUUAUUCAAUAUAGAAUUUCACGAAAAGAAUGGAGAAUUGAAGAUCCCCCCUCUUAAAGUUGACGACUCGACGGAAUCGUUUUACGGGAACCUUAUGGUGUGGGAGCAAUGCUACUAUCCGAACGACACUUUCAUAUGUGAUUACAUCUUUCUAAUGGGAUAUCUCAUCAAAUCUGCUGAAGAUGUGGGUAUACUUGUUCGAAGAAGGAUUAUGAUUAACCAGCUUGGCAGCCAUAAAGCAAUAGUGAAAAUGUUCAACAAUCUCUGCAAAUAUAUUGAUGUGGAGAAGAAGAACCGAUAUUCAAGUCUUUUCAUGAAGCUUAAUGCAUACAAUGCUGUUCCUCACCAUAGUUGGCUUGCAAUACUUAAGCACCAAUAUUUUUCAUCUCUUUGGAGAGGGGUUGCUACCGUUGCUGCAAGUAUCUUACUUGUGCUUACUUUGAUUCAAACUAUUAUUGCUAUCCUCUCCCUUUAGUUCCAAAUUACUGUACAUUUAUUUUCUUCUUCAACUUUAUCUCGUGUCCUCUGUUAAAAGUUUUAAUAAGAUGGGAAUUGGGAUUCUCUUUCGUUUAGGCCAA
This is a messenger RNA of Gossypium raimondii (Peruvian cotton), 1672 nucleotides long. RefSeq lists its product as uncharacterized. Lineage: Eukaryota; Viridiplantae; Streptophyta; Magnoliopsida; Malvales; Malvaceae. Bases 673 to 1569 code for a protein of 298 amino acids. The record is from RefSeq and is a predicted model, not a curated record. The transcript has a single exon.